Molecule: messenger RNA, 870 nt
Organism: Cucurbitaria berberidis CBS 394.84
Lineage: Eukaryota; Fungi; Ascomycota; Dothideomycetes; Pleosporales; Cucurbitariaceae
Exons: 1
Coding region: 86-595 (169 amino acids)
Source: RefSeq, a predicted model, not a curated record
CGUGAGUGGCUCCAACAUCACACAUCACGCUGACUGCCCAAGGUUGCGUGGAGAUGAUACCUGGGGCAGCAAAUAAAAUCGCCGCAUGCCGAGGGCCACGGAGUGGUCUGAGAGAUACGGCGAAACGUGCUGUGUCGUCGUCCUGUCCUGUAGCCAUUUGGACGACGCGACUCGUGCCUUUGCCGCGCUGACGACGACCAGUAUCGUCAUUGUAUGGCAGGCAGACUCAUGUGCACCGCCGCGUGAUGGACUUGGGCUAAAUCAUUCUCGCCGUGUGUGCAGACAGCAUGCAUCGCAAGUACACCGCUAUUUGUGGCGUUUGUGGUGGGAGCCAUCAUGGUUUGAUACCAUGUCAUGGUGCUAUGUCAUUGCUGCUAUAUGUCAUGAUGCUAUGUCAAUCAACGUCCCCCCUCUAAAAUGGAGCAAAUGGAGCAUGGACAGCGAGGGGUCCCCUGGGUCCUUGGUCCUUGGUCCUUGGUCGAAGCUGUGUGGGAAAUGGAAAAUGGAAAAUGUGCGGCGACGCGCCCCCUUGCUCUCUGCUGGGCUGACUCGCACGCGGUCGAGAUUUGGAUCGCAGAACUGCUGGCGCCCCUGAGCGAGGUGAGGGUAGCAAAGAUUGGCACUCUGGCACUGCGUCGGCGCCGGAGCAGGUCCUAUUCGCCAUCGGGGAACAUGGGCCAAAGUUCCGCCUUCCGUUUGCGGCCUUUGACGGUCUUGGACGGCCGGCCUGUCGUUCCCUCGAUCCCUUUUGUCUAGGCUGGGAUCCCCGGUCCUCUGCGGUGCAAGCCUGAUGGACCGCGCUAGUGCCUGGGACCGCAUCCGCGGGUUUGGGCUAACUUUCAGCCCGCAUGUUUUUGUCGGGACGUGCUG